CCACUUUUUGUUGUUGAUUUAAUUGUUUAUUUUACUAAUUAACCAAUGGUUGAUUUAGACACAAUUGAAUCAUCAAGUAAUCAAGAUGAUACUCGAAGCCCUGGUUAUCAUUUUGUUUCCAAUUUCCAAUGGAUGCAAAAUCUAAUUGAAAAAUUGAUUCUUCUCAAAUAUGAUCAACAAUUUUGUCCUGUUUACAAAUGUCAACCUUUACACAGGUACUACUUUACGAUUCAAACGAAUCCCGGUGAACAAUUUUACGUUUUUUCCUGUCUAUCGGUUUGGUUGAUUAAAGAUAAAUGUGGAUUAGAAUUGGAAACUGAUCUUAAUCCACAAGAUUAUGAAGAUCCAAAUGUUACCAUUCAUGGGAUUCUAGAUGCAGUUCGAUUGAUUGUCGAUAAAGUUUCAAUUGCUCCGAAUAAAAUUAAACAAGGUUAUGGACCAGAAGUGAUCUGGAUCCUCAACACUUUAGCUGAUUAUGGAUUAACCAAGAAUCAACCAACUCGAUCACCGAUUGUGGUUAAACUUUUAUCUGGUGAUCAAGAGAUUGAAGAUGAAGAUGAAGGUGAUAAGAUAUUGGGUGGAGAUGGUGAUGAUAUUGAAAUUAAUUUCGAUGAUCAAUUCACCCUAUUAGAUGAUGAUGAUGAUUAUGGUGUUGAUACUGUUGAUGUUUAUGGUGAUAAUUUGAUGACUCGAAGAGAGAUCAAUCAAAAUUCAACCUAUCAAGAAGGAGAGAUUAUCUCUCGACCCCAAGGAAUCAUGAUGAGUUCAGUUGAUUCAGCUGAAUGGAAAUUAGAAGUAGAAAGAGUUCUACCUCAAUUAAAGGUCAUUCUCCGUUCAUCUGACGCAAAAGCGGACUGGAGAGUCCAUGUCAACGAAAUGUAUCACCAUCGAGAUGAGAUUGAGAAACAUUUCAAUUCCACCUCAAGUGGACUGAGAAAACUGACCGAUGAGAUUUCUAAAGGAAUGAAUCAAAUCUCUUCGAGAGAAAAAUAUCUUCAAUUACAAUUAGAAACUCUUACAUUGGAAUAUAAUUCAUUGGAAACGCACCUUAAACAGGCCACCGAAUCGUACAAAAUGGUCUCCGGUGGGGUAACGGAAAAAUCGAGGAGAUUGGCCAACAUAUCGGAAGAAUUGGAUUCGGUGAAAGAGGAAAUGGAGGAAAGAGGAACCGCAAUGACCGAUGGAACUCCUUUGAUUGCAAUUCGUAAAUCACUCGCGACAAUUAAACAAGAAAUUAUUUCUCUCGAUAUUCGAAUCGGUGUGGCCAUGCACACUCUCCUUCGAAUUAAGAUCACCGAAAGUACCAAAGAUGUUCUUGAGAAACAACAACCAUUCAAAGCCAAUCGAAUGGAACAAUUGAUUUUCUGAUUGAUUGUUUCUUCUCGAAAUCAUUUUUGUUGUUUGUUUUCGUUAAUGAAUAUUAAGAAAAACAAAUUUUCGUUUACAAUUUAAUUUCCAUGUUUGUUUAAUUGUAAUGAUUACUUGAUAAUUUUCAUUGAUUAAGUAAAUUGAUAUUACAUUUUAACAGAGAAGUGGAAAAAUCCAGUGUAUGUAUAAGUAAAAAAAAAGGUUCAUCCUGCCUUAUAGUUUGAUUGUUGGUGGCAUUAGUCAGAAUUGUGGUUAAUUGGAUUGAAAAUAAUAUUAUACAAAAAUCAGAUUAAAUACUGAGAUAUUGACUGAUUAUAAAAAUUGAUAAAAAAAACAA
Messenger RNA from Panonychus citri (citrus red mite), 1705 nucleotides. RefSeq names its product intraflagellar transport protein 57 homolog (gene IFT57). Gene Ontology annotation, biological process: intraciliary transport; non-motile cilium assembly. Bases 46 to 1368 code for a protein of 440 amino acids. The transcript has 2 exons. Gene Ontology annotation, cellular component: Golgi apparatus; intraciliary transport particle B; centrosome. NCBI's taxonomy places the organism in Eukaryota, Metazoa, Arthropoda, Arachnida, Trombidiformes, Tetranychidae. The record is from RefSeq and is a predicted model, not a curated record.